This is a messenger RNA of Lolium rigidum, 2688 nucleotides long. Its product is annotated as organic cation/carnitine transporter 4-like. The transcript has 11 exons. Gene Ontology annotation, cellular component: plant-type vacuole membrane. Gene Ontology annotation, molecular function: transmembrane transporter activity. Gene Ontology annotation, biological process: malate transport; transmembrane transport. The record is from RefSeq and is a predicted model, not a curated record. Lineage: Eukaryota; Viridiplantae; Streptophyta; Magnoliopsida; Poales; Poaceae. The coding region runs from base 1 to 2688 and encodes 895 amino acids.
AUGUCCACCACCGAGGCGCUGCUCGCCUCCGGCGGCGGCGGAGCAGCGACCAAGCAGCGCGUGAGCAUCGACGAGGCGCUGGUGCAGCACGCGGGGGAGUUCGGGCGGUGGCAGCUGCGGCACUUCGUGGUGGUGUCGGCGGCGUGGGCGCUGGAGGCGCUGCACACCAUGGUGAUCAUCUUCGCGGACCGAGAGCCGGCCAUGUGGUGCCCCGCCGGGGACGGGCGGUGCGGCAACCAGUGCGCCGGCGCCGGCGCCGACUCCGGGUGGGAGUGGGUCCAGGGCAGCGCGUCGUCGACGGUGGCGGAGUGGGGCCUGGUCUGCGGCGAGCGGUACAAGGUCGGGCUCGCCCAGUCCAUCUUCUUCGUCGGCUGCAUGAUCGGCGCGGGAGUGUUCGGACACCUGUCGGACUCGUCCCUGGGUCGGAAGGGCGCCCUCCAGCUAGCAUGCACCCUCAACGCGGUCUUCGGCCUGCUCACGGCGAUCGCCCCUAACUACUGGGUCUACGCGGCCCUGCGGUUUCUAACGGGCUUCAGCACCAGCAGCGUCGGCCUCUGCUCCUUCCUACUCGCCAACGAGCCCAUCGGGCCCUCCUAUCGCGGCGUCGUCGCCAUGUCCACCUUCUACUUCUUCUCCGGCGGCAUCGCCAUCCUCGCCGGCAUCGCCGCCAUGGUCCAGUCCUCCUGGCGCCUCCUCUACGUCGUCACCUCCCUGCCUUCGCUCCUCUUCCUAGUCGCUGUCUUACCCUUCGUCUCCGAGUCCCCGCGCUGGUACCUCGUGCGCCGGCGUGCCGACCACGCCCUCCGGGUCCUGCGCGACAUCGCCACGACAAACGGCAAGAGCAUCCCGGACAACGUUACGCUUAAGCUCGACGAUGGCGACGUUGGAGAUAAGGCCCAGGAGUCUUCUCCAUCAUCGUCCGGCUCGAUCCUGGACGUGUUCCGGUCGAGGACGACGCGGACCAGGCUGCUGCUAUGCGUCGUCAUCAACCUCUUCUGCGCGGUGGUGUACUACGGUCUGAGCCUCAACGUGGUCAACCUCAAGACUAACCUCUACGUCAGCGUCUUGGCCAACUCGCUCGCCGAGAUGCCGGCCUUCCUGCUCACCGCGCUGAUCAUCGACCGCUUUGGCCGGAAACCACUUGCCAUUGGCACCAUGCUUCUCAGCGGCAGUUUCUGCAUUGCCGGCAGCUUCAUGGCCGGCGACGGUACAAUAAGGUUCGUGAGGAUGGCGUGUGGCGUGGUGGGGAUCUUCGGAAUGGCGGCGACAUACAACCUAUUGUACAUAUACUCCGCCGAGCUGUUCCCUACGGCAGUGCGGAAUGCGGCGUUGGGGUGCAUUGCCCAGGCAACACAGCUGGGUGCUAUAUUGGCGCCGAUGGUGGUGGUGCUCGGGGAGCAGGUGCCGUUCGCUGUGUUUGGCGUGUCGGGUACUAUCGGCGGGCUGCUGGUAUUCUACCUGCCGGAGACGAUGAACAAACCCAUGUAUGACACCAUGGCCGGCCUAGAGGAAGGGGAGAAGACACUCCGAGCGGAAGAAGAAGGGUCCGCUCCGGCGAGCCCUCGCCGCAGCGGCUCUCUGGUCAGCCUCGCGCUCGUGCUCAUCUCGCUCAUCGGAUUCCUCCAGGAGCCGCGCGAAAUCGUCGACCACACCAUGUGGGCCAUCCUCACCGCCGUUCUCGUCUUCGAGUUCAGCAUCGGAGAAACGUUGAGCAGAGGUCUUAAUAGGGGAUUGGGAACCAUUACUGCUGGAGGGCUUGCCAUUGCAGUAGCCCUAUUGGCCACACAUCUCGGGCAAUUGGAGAAACUGAUUCUUGUAGUAAGCACCUUUGUCGUUGGAUUUUUCACAAACUUAGUCAAGUUGCAUCCAAAGAUGAUGCCAUAUGAGUAUGGAUUCCGUGUAUUCUUGAUGACCUUCGGUUAUCUCUUGGUGUCUGGGUACAACACCGGGACGUUCACUGAAACGGCUUUAUACAGAUUUGUAAUGGUUGCCAUUGGUGCUGCUAUCAGUGUAGCAAUCAAUAUAUGCUGUGUUGAUGGAUACCUAAAAUGCAUGGAAUACAAAAGGAUCCCUUCAACUAUACUUGCAUACCAAGCUUCUGAUGAUCCUCUAUAUAGUGGGUAUAGGGCAGCUUUUGAGGCCUCAGCACGGGAGGAAACCCUGUUAGGCUUUGCUUUAUGGGAGCCACGCCAUGGACCUUACAAGAUGAAGAAUUGUCCUUGGAAGAGUUUCACAAAAGUUAGUGGAGCAUUGAGGCAUUGUUCAUUUGCAGUCAUAGCACUGCAUGGUUGCAUUCUCUCAGAAAUUCAGGCAACACCAGACAACAGGAGAAUUUUUGGCACAGAGAUCCAAAAAGUGGGCAAAGAAGGUGCUAAAGUGUUGCGUGAGCUUGGAGACAAAGUUAAGACAAUGACCAAGUUGAGCUCUUCAGAUAUUCUAGCAGAUGUCUACUUUGCAGCAGAAGAGUUGCAAGGCAAGAUUGACGAGAAAUCCUAUCUUUUUGUGAACACUGAAAUGUGGGAUAAUAGCAUCCAAGCUAAAGGAAUUGAAGAAGCCAUUGAUGGUGUUAGGGCUGUAGAAAAAGAAAAGAAGAAUGAUGUGAGGGGACGGAAGUUCCGGCUAGAUUCCAUCACCUCGGGGAAUCAGCUCGAGCGGGUGCUGGCGGAACAAGGGCGGAACUUCUGGUGA